AUGUGGAGAGGGAAAGCUCGUGGAUUGUCUUUUCUUAAGAUUUGGGGUUGCGAAGCUUAUGUCAAAAGGUUGAUUUCAGAUAAAUUAGCACCUAAAUCAGACAAAGAAAAGGAAUUCCUUUCUAAAAUAAAGAGUGGGAGAAAAAUCGAACUUCAUGAAGUUCGAGAGCCACCAGAUCAUUCUGUAACGGCUGGUAUCCAGCAAGAACCGGAUACUCUAGAAGCCGAAGCCUCUUUACAAGUUAAUGAAUCAGAAGUUGUGGCAAUAGCCCCUCAUGGUGACAUACUAAUCUUAGAAAGUGGUGAACCCGAAACCUACAAGGAAGCUUUAGAGAGCGAAGAUUCCUGUAAAUGGCUUGAAGCCAUGAAAUCUGAAAUAGACUCCAUAUAUGAAAAUCAACUAUGGGACUUGGUUGAUAUGCCUGACAACAUCAAACCUAUUAAGCACAAACAGGUUUAUAAGAUAAAAACUGACAUGGAUGAAAAACCUAGUGUUUUGAAAGCAAGACUGGUUGGAAACGGAUUCACUCAAAUUCAUGGUGUAAACUAUGAGGAAACCUUUUCUCCAGUUGCUAUGCUUAAGUCAAUCGGAAUAAUCCUAGUCAUAGCUGCAUUUCAUGAUUAUGAAAUCUGGCAAAUGGACGUCAAAACAACCUUCCUUAAUGGGAUUCUGGAAGAGGAAGUGUACAUGACACAGCCUAAAGGUUUUGAAGAUCUCAAGAAUAUUGGGAAAGUAUGGAAGCUUAACAAGGCCAUCUAUGGUCUUAAACAAGCUUCUAGGAGUUGGAAUCUUCGUUUCAACCAAGUUAUCAAAGAGUUUGGCUUCAUAAGAAAUGAAGAAGAGUAUUGUGUAUACAAGAAGGUCAGUGGGAGCAAGAUUGCUUUUCUCGUACUGUAUGUGGAUGACAUACUCUUCAUUGGAAAUGAUAUUCCUAUGUUAGAGUCUGUAAAGACCUACCUUGGGAAUAAUUUCUCAAUGAAGGAUUUGGGUGAAGCCCAGUACAUUUUGGGAAUCAAGAUCUAUAGGGAUAGACCUAGAAUAUUGAUUGGACUUAGUCAAAGCACUUAUAUUGAUAAGGUCUUGGCUAAAUUCAAUAUGCAAAACUCUAAGAAGGGUUUUGUACCCAUGUCACAUGGUAUCUCGCUUAGCAAGACUCAAAGUCCUUCGACUCCUGGUUUCAAUCCAACCCUGGAGAGAAACAUUGGACUGCAGUCUGCAGCUAAGAAUAUCCUCAAGUAUCUUCACAUAACAACGGAGAAGUUCUUGGUAUAUGGCGAGGAAAACGAGCUCGUUGUAAAAGGUUACACUGAUGCAAAGGCAGAGUACAUUGCAGCUUCCGAAGCUGCAAAGGAAGUUGUGUGGAUCAAAAAGUUCAUCACUGAACUUGGGGUGGUCCUCAGCAUUGAUAAUCCUGUGGAUCUCUACUGUGACAACAAUGGUGCCAUAGCUAAGGCAUAG
Beta vulgaris subsp. vulgaris (sugar beet) is the source of this 1458-nucleotide messenger RNA. Its product is annotated as retrovirus-related Pol polyprotein from transposon TNT 1-94. Bases 1 to 1458 code for a protein of 485 amino acids. Lineage: Eukaryota; Viridiplantae; Streptophyta; Magnoliopsida; Caryophyllales; Amaranthaceae. The transcript is spliced from 5 exons. The record is from RefSeq and is a predicted model, not a curated record.